This is a messenger RNA of Filobasidium floriforme, 537 nucleotides long. RefSeq lists its product as uncharacterized. Bases 84 to 350 code for a protein of 88 amino acids. The record is from RefSeq and is a predicted model, not a curated record. Lineage: Eukaryota; Fungi; Basidiomycota; Tremellomycetes; Filobasidiales; Filobasidiaceae. The transcript has 3 exons.
UUUGCAACCUUGUUCGACUGAGCAACUCUCUUCUCAACUUCUUAUAGCUUAUAUACUUUACCAAGUUCAAACGACCUAUCACGAUGUCUGAAGACAAGAAGAACGACGAGCAAUCCUUCACCAUCCAGCCCCACCCGGCCAAGGACAACCACCCCACCCCAACCUCCGGCAACGGUAACGGUCUGCAGCAACAAGACGACCCCGAGCAAUCCGGCGGACUCCGAGCGUCCAACCCGAACGCCAUGGCCGGGGCCGGUCCUGUGAUCUUGGACAACGCGACCGCCAACAACUUGGAACAGCCCAAGAGUCGGGAAGAGCUCAAGGCUGCCGCUGCCUCUCUGAACCAGUAAACACCCAGCACGUCGAUCUCGACAUCUCUCCCCGCAAUGUCGUCACGUCAAGGCAUACCGGUGAUAGGUCCCAGGAUAUCCUUCACUUCUUCUCGUCGCUCGAUUCCGUUGUAAAGCAAAUCUCGAUCCCGUAGUUGACUCCUCAGGAAAUACAUAUGAACAUGAAUAUGAAUACGUACAUGACCAU